Xenopus laevis (African clawed frog) is the source of this 891-nucleotide messenger RNA. Its product is annotated as protein unc-13 homolog B-like. Lineage: Eukaryota; Metazoa; Chordata; Amphibia; Anura; Pipidae. The transcript is spliced from 7 exons. The record is from RefSeq and is a predicted model, not a curated record. The coding region runs from base 1 to 603 and encodes 200 amino acids.
AUGUGCAUGGAAGGAGCAGCGUGGGAUGCAGUUAAAAAAGGACAUUUUAAUGGUAUCUCAGACAAAUCCUACACAUAUGUAAUUAUAAAGAUUGAAAAACUAAAAUGCACAACAGCAUCUAAACCAGGACAGCAUCCUUGCUGGGAACAAGAUUACAUAUUUGACAUUGAUGAUCCCCAGAAAGGUUUCCUUGUGGAGGUUUGGAAGUCUAGUUGGCUUCGAGACUCUGUUAUAGGAAGUAUUUGGAUUCCUCUGAAGACUAUACGAUAUGCCAUUGAUGAAGGAUCUGGUGAAUGGUGGACAUUGUAUUCUGAAAUGAUUCCAAAUGAAAAUGAAACAUACUGUGUCCAGUCGCCAACAGAGCACAAGCUUUUAUUGGAUGUAUUCUUCGCUGUGCCAUUUGAUGGUGUAACUGAAAAUCAAGACUUAUAUCCCAGAAAUGAAUCCCUUUGGAAGAAUUCUGACAGCGCCAAAGUUUCUACUUCAUCUCAAAAUAUUCACAGUACCAUUAAAAAAGAGACAAGGAAUGAAGAUGUGAUCUUUACAAGCAAUGUUGUCAAAGAAAGAUGGGGCAGAGCUAUUCAAAAGGUGAUAUGUCUCUAAAAUGUCAAUAGAUAUUCAGUAUAAUUCCAUGUUAAAAUGCUUUGCAGUUUUUAUUCAUCCUGACCUUUAGGCUUGUAGCACAAUUAUGUUUCUAAGAAUUGAUUUGUUAAACACAUUAUUUUGUCUUUCUGCUUGUCUGGUUUUAUUUAAACUUUAUACUGAAAUUAUCAGCUUUGAUUUAUGUCAAACAUUUUGUCUUAGGUUGCUAUAAAAAAAAUAGUGUCAUCGUAUGAUCACAUUUUAAGGAAACAAUUUUAAUUCUAAAAUAAACUUCAACCGCAAUGUAUU